Molecule: messenger RNA, 1023 nt
Organism: Eurytemora carolleeae
Lineage: Eukaryota; Metazoa; Arthropoda; Copepoda; Calanoida; Temoridae
Source: RefSeq, a predicted model, not a curated record
GCUGAUGAUGAGCAGUCUGAUUGGCCUGGACCUGAGCCUGGUAUAUCUGUGAUGCAUCUGACAGAUGAAGAUACAGAUCCUGAUAUAUCUUUUAAUCUUCAGCUUCCUAGAAUUCGUGGACGCCAAAAUUCAUCAAGGGAGAUCAAGGCUGGCACAAGACGACUCCGGGCCCAUAAAAUACCUUGUAGUCAGGAGCAAACAAAGAGACUUUCUCAUGCUGAAAUAGUCACCAGAUUCCUACAGGAUUCCUCCGCAUCAAGUAUCCGUGUAGCAAUGUACCGACCCUCAGACAGAACAUUGAUAUUAAACCUAGCCUCACUCUACACCUUGUCUUGGAUACAGGAGGAUACAAGUAUACUACUAACUAAGAACUGCCGUCAGCCUGCUGUAGAGUUUGCUAUCCCUGGAAUACCCAAGUCCAAGGUUGACCGCAAGAAAUUUGAACCUAAACGACAGAAAAGGACUCAACCUUGCAUCCAGGGUGGUAGUGACUCGAGAAUGGAAUUUGAACCCACUAAAGGACAAGAGCUGACACGGGCUGCUGAUCUGACAACUCCAGAACUAGUUUACACUAGGCAACGGUGUAAAAGUGGCAGCAAAUCAAGCUGACAAUAAUUAUAGAUAAAGGAAAUGCUAAGAAAGAAAAUGAUAACGGUGUUUUGGGACGUUGGAAAAGAACGCCAGAUAGAGAGAGAAGAAGAAAAUCCACUUCAUUCCAGAUUUUUGAUGCGCCAUAAUUUUACAUUUAACCUUUAUUAAAAGGUUUAUAUAAUUAUAUUUAUUUGUAAUUAGUAAGAACAAUGCUCUCCUCUUACCACAUUUUAAGAUAGAUUAAUGUUUUGUUUUUUCAAGUAGAUAUUGUUUUUAUAUCAGAAAAUUCCAUUCUCACUUAGUUUUCAAAUCCCGAUUUAAGACACUAAGUAUAUACUUUUUAAUAAACUUAAUUUAUUUUGAAAAUUUGAUUCACAUAAUAAUUUUUCUUAAGUAUUAAUUAUUCUUAUUAAAGUUUCAUAUUAGUAAGUU